GCCAAAGGGAAAGAAAGGCAGUGGUUAAGACAUCAAGCAGUUGGAGAAUUGGAUGAUGCCAAGAUCAUCGAUAGUCUGACCGGGGAAAAAUCCAUCUACAAGCGGCGUGGAGAACUUGACCCACAGCUGGGAAGUCCACAGCAGAAAUGUAAGCGGCUCUCUCUGGUGGUAGAUGUCUCUGGCAGCAUGUACCGCUUCAACGGCGUCGACCGGCGGCUGGAGCGAUCCAUGGAAGCCGUCUGCAUGGUUAUGGAAGCCUUUGAGAACUACGAGGAUAAAUUUAAGGUGACUCCCAGAGGGAAACGGCUCUGAACCAAUCGUGGGUCCGUAAGUGGCUUGGGAG
Molecule: messenger RNA, 343 nt
Organism: Thamnophis sirtalis
Lineage: Eukaryota; Metazoa; Chordata; Lepidosauria; Squamata; Natricidae
Source: RefSeq, a predicted model, not a curated record